Westerdykella ornata is the source of this 1410-nucleotide messenger RNA. RefSeq lists its product as uncharacterized. Lineage: Eukaryota; Fungi; Ascomycota; Dothideomycetes; Pleosporales; Sporormiaceae. Bases 260 to 1207 code for a protein of 315 amino acids. The transcript is spliced from 2 exons. The record is from RefSeq and is a predicted model, not a curated record.
ACUUGUUAUCAACCGGAAGAAGGUCCUCGCCUUCGCUUUCAAUUUCACCUCCACCGUUGGUGAUCGAUAACACCCCGGCUAGUCAUAGCCUCUCGGCUACUGCGGGGCGCGGCGAUCGAUCGGGCAGCCGCCAUCAAGCGCCGGCGAUGACCCCAAAAUAGAUGAUGGUUUGAAUCUUGGACCUCACGUCGGGUGGCUCCAGUGACCUCAACAAAAGCCACGCACCUCACGCAGCAUCGUCGCUCUCCCCAAUGUGGCCAUGGCGCCCUCGCGACGCCUACAGCGGCGCAGACGAUUCCUCGUUAUCCUCGCUCUACUUGUUUUCAUUGCAUACAGCGCACUUGGCUUGAAGAAUCGCUAUGCAGUGUUGGCAACCUCGCGUCCUCAAACUUUUGGGCCAGAGAAGGAGCUGGUUGUUGCGAGCUUGGAGGCAGAUGAUGUGAGCUGGUUAGACCAGUAUUUUGGAGAGUGGAAGAGGAAUGUUUAUGUUGUUGAUAAUCGGACGGCGCCGUUGACGGUGGCGAAGAAUAAGGGGAGAGAGGCGAUGCCUUAUUUGACAUACAUAAUCGACCGCUACGACUCCCUCCCGCACGUCUCCAUCUUCAUCCACAGCCUCCGCUACCAAUGGCACAACGAAGACCCCAUGUACGACGGCGUCCCCGUCCUCAAACGCCUCCGUCUCGACCACGUCCGCAACCGCGGCUUCGUCGCCCUGCGCUGCACGUGGACCAUGGGCUGCCCCGCGGAAUUGCAUCCCACUAAGCCUUCCCAAGGAAUCGAUGAUCGUUCCCAGAACGAGGCCGCUUACGGCAAAGCAUUCCAGUAUCUCUUUCCCGGCGAACCUGUCCCUGAUGUCGUAGGCGCGCAUUGCUCGAGCCAGUUUGCAGUGUCGAGGGAGCGCAUACGAGCGCGGCCGAAGGAGCAUUAUGAAAGAAUUCGAAAUUGGCUGCUCGAGACGCCUUUGGACGACCAGAUUAGUGGGCGAGUGAUUGAGUAUAUGUGGCAUAUCAUUUUCGGCAUGCCGCCAGUGGAUUGCCAGGAUGCGGGCGAGUGCUUUUGUCAGACGUUUGGGCUGUGCAAUCUUACUUGCACCGAGAGCGAAUGCGAGAAGAGAUAUAUCUUGCCGAAGUAUUCGACGAUUCCGAAGGGUUGGCCGGAGGUGGGGCCGGGGACGGAUGGGUGGCCUGAAAGAGGGUGGGCGGACUGAGAUUAUGCGAUUGAUUCACGUCGCAGUUAAUAUUGGGCUUUGAAUUAAGUGAAUGCAUCUUAGGUUCAGAUGAUGGCGUUGGGCGUAUCCCCGGUCGGCAUAGAGCGGAAAGGGAGCACUGCGACUCUGAAGUGACUCAGUGAUGCACGAAGGCUGAUCAACGUGUAUAAAACUUAGAUUCAAGGUAUAUAGUUCAGCAUAUC